Molecule: messenger RNA, 1936 nt
Organism: Alosa alosa (allis shad)
Lineage: Eukaryota; Metazoa; Chordata; Actinopteri; Clupeiformes; Clupeidae
Product: CMRF35-like molecule 1
Exons: 8
Coding region: 559-1782 (407 amino acids)
Source: RefSeq, a predicted model, not a curated record
AAGGUGCAGAGUGCUGUGUUGGGUAGACUAGCGGUCAAGAAGCUGUUCAAAAAGAAGGUGUGAGAGACGAAUGGCUAGUGGAUAGACACACUUCAGAACAAGAAGAAGAAGAGAGAGAGAGAAACAUUGUUAGAUAUAGAGAAAGGGAGAGAGUGAAAGUGAGAGAGAUAAAAAAUAGGGGACGGUAAAACGAGUGGAGGGAGUGGUACAGAAACCUACUUCAAAAUAAGGACAACAAAGAGACUGAUGAGGUCAGUGAGAGAGAGUGAGUCAGUGGUAAUCGUCUAAGGCAGUGAAUUGUUUAGUAAAGAGAGGAAAUACACAACAGAGAUGGUAGUGGCCACCUCUCAGGGUGACUGAACCAAUCAGGCGUCACGUUUCAUCAAGAAGGACUCUCCUCAGCUCAGACAGGAGGACUGGGGGACACAGGUGCCAUCAUCACCAGGCGAUCUGGACAUCGAGCUGAUAGGACGAUAAAAUACCAUUCUGUGGCAAAGCAAAGAUCUAGAGGGUGAGACUGCUAUGGAUUAAAUCAGUGAGGAAGAAGAUAUAUUUGAAAUGAAAACCUCCAGCAAGUUCACACUCCUCUCCCUUACUGUGUUGAGCUGUGUGAGCUGUAAGGAGAUCACAGUGAGAGGACAUGAGGUAGGAAAUGCUGUCAUCAACUGUCCAUAUCAGAAGGGUUAUGAGUCCUACCCAAAAUACCUAACGAAAGGAGAGUUUAAAGACCGUGUUGAAAUCAUCCGGUCUCAUGACCAGAGAAAAUGGACUGACAGAGGGAGAGUGUCUCUGCAGGACAACAAGGACAACAAGUUCACUGUGACCAUCCAUAACCUGACCCUAGAGGAUGCUGGGAUAUAUUGGUGUGGAGUUGACACAUGGGGAAGAGAUACGUACACCUCAGUGAAGCUCACAGUAGUUAGACAGGCCAACAAACCGACAGCUGCCAUUCCCACAGUCACUGCAGAGGUCACCACGGUUACUCUCUCCAACACUGUACCUGUGUCCACCCAUAACACAACAACUGCACCGCUGACCAACAUCACAGAGUCUGAGAGGACAGAGUCUGAUCCCACAUCAGCUGCAUCAGGCGGCCAUCUAGCUAAUCUCUCUGGGGGUCUUGUUGUUGCCGUGGUGAUAUUUGCUCUACUGGUAGUGACUUUUAGGCUGAUGAAGAGAAGAGCUGAGAAAAAAAGAGCAUUACCCACACCUCUUUCUGGAAACAUCAGACCAGACUCGUGUGUGUACUCAGAAAUACAGCCUACAUCUCCGCAUGCCACUGAUGGACCCGACCAGAGUGACCAACGGAGCAGUCCAGCUCUGACAUCCAUCUACGCCCUGGUAACACCUCCAGCUCCUGUUCCUGCUCAACACCAUAAAGCAGCCAAUCAUCUUCCUCAACACCAUAAAGCAGCCAAUCAGCUCCCUCAACCCACCACUGCCAGUGAUGACAUCUACUCCCUAGCAACAAAUCUGACGCAGGCUCUGCACUCGGGUGUGACUUCAGUAACCAAUCAGCAUGAGCCUGGCCCUGCCACUGCAGCCACUGGUGGUGAUGUCAUCAACUCCAUAGCAAUCAAUCUGAUGCCAUCUCUGCCUACAAGAACAUCUGUAUCGUCAACAACCAAUCAUCAGUCUGACCCUGCCAUCUACUGCAACCUCACCUCAGCCAAUGAGAAUCCAGAUGGUUCUGAAUACGCAACGGUUGUCUUCAGGGAUGAGCCAAUUGGCUCUGAUUCUGCCUCUGUCAGUUUCUCCAAAAGUGGCGCCUCCCCCCUGUAGAGAGCAGCUAGAGCUGUUUUAAUAGGGGGCGAUCUUAGCCAAUAGCAAGUGGGGAAAAACAUUAAAACACCUCCUGGUGGCCCCAGCUGUGGCGCAAUUGGCUGGGGCACAUGCACCGUACGCCGGCGACCCGGGUUCAAUUCCAGCCCCUGGU